AUGAAUGUGCUCACCACGGCGCUCGCCGAGGCGUUUCACCGGCGCGACACGCCGCGCACGCGCCGCCGCGUCGGUGGCGGAGCGCUCUACAUCUUGGGUGGCACGGGGGCUGAUGGCAUCACGCGCCUCUCCGGCGUCCAGAUCUUCGACCCUCAGACCAACAGCUGGGCUGCCGGGCCAGCCAUGUGCACGGCACGCUACAUCUGUGCCGCGGCCGUGCUUGACGGCAAGAUCUUCGUCAUGGGCGGCGUGGCUGCUGACGGCAGCACGCGCCUCUCGAGCGUCGAGUUGUUCGAUCCUCAGACCAACAGCUGGGCUGCCAGGCCAGCCAUGGGCACGGCACGCAGCAGCCACGCCGCGGUCGUGCUUAGCGGCAAGCUUUACGUCAUGGGCGGCGUGGCUACUGACAGCCGCACGCGCCUCUCGAGCUUCGAGUCGUUCGAUCCUCAGACCAACAGCUGGGCUGCCGGGCCACCCAUGGGCACGGUACGCAGCAGCCACGCCGCGGCUGCUGUUGAGGGCAAGGUGUACGUCAUGGGCGGCGUGGCUGCUGACGGCCGCACGCGCCUCUCCAGCGUCGAGUUGUUCGAUCCUCAGACCAACAGCUGGACUGCCGGGCCACCCAUGGGCACAGCACGCUCUCACACCGCCGCGGCUGUUGUCGGCGGCAAGAUCUACCUCGUGGGUGGCAUGGCUGCUGCGGAGACGCGCCUCUCCAGCGUCGAUAUCUUCGACUCUCAGACUGGUAGCUGGACUGCCGGGCCGGAUAUGGGCACGGCACGCUCCGCCGCCACCGUGACUGUUGUCGACGGCAAAAUCUACGUUGUGGGUGGCUUUGACGGCGACGCGCGCCUCUCGAGCGUCCAGGUCCUCGACCCCCAGACCGGCAGCUGGGCUGCCGGCCCUCCCAUGCCCACGCGACGCACCAGCCACGUCGCGGCCGCGCUUGGCGUUCGGUGA
Molecule: messenger RNA, 960 nt
Organism: Emiliania huxleyi CCMP1516
Lineage: Eukaryota; Haptophyta; Isochrysidales; Noelaerhabdaceae
Product: kelch domain-containing protein
Exons: 1
Coding region: 1-960 (319 amino acids)
Molecular function (GO): protein binding
Source: RefSeq, a predicted model, not a curated record